Bombus pyrosoma is the source of this 1959-nucleotide messenger RNA. Its product is annotated as FGGY carbohydrate kinase domain-containing protein. Gene Ontology annotation, molecular function: kinase activity; phosphotransferase activity, alcohol group as acceptor. The record is from RefSeq and is a predicted model, not a curated record. The transcript has 10 exons. Lineage: Eukaryota; Metazoa; Arthropoda; Insecta; Hymenoptera; Apidae. Gene Ontology annotation, biological process: carbohydrate metabolic process. Bases 39 to 1700 code for a protein of 553 amino acids.
UUCAGUUGGAUUCUCUUAGUGAAAGGUACAAAAUUUACAUGCUGGUUCCAAGGAAUAUAGACAUGGAUUACUAUGUGGGUGUUGAUGUAGGAACAGGAAGUGCUCGAGCUGCUCUAGUAUCUUCCACAGGAAAGAUACUGAAAAUGACAACAUGCCCACUUGAAAUUUUCCACCCCGCUCCUAAUUUUUAUGAACAGUCAUCUGAUAAUAUUUGGAGUGCAGUCUGCCAUGUAGUGAAGUCAGUUGUAGCUGAUAUCUCUGCAGAAUAUGUACGGGGUAUUGGUUUUGCUGCUACUUGUUCAUUGGUAGCAAUUGACAAAACAGGAUCACCAGUCACAGUUAGUCCAACAGGUGAAGAUAAGCAGAAUGUUAUAUUAUGGAUGGACCAUAGAGCACAGAAAGAAGCUGAUUUUAUAAAUGAACAGAAUCACGAGAUGCUUCAGUAUGUAGGUGGGAAAGUAUCGUUAGAGAUGCAAACACCCAAAAUGUUAUGGCUCAAAAAUAAUCUACCUUCAUCUUGGAACCGUGCAGCACUGCUAUUUGAUCUGCCUGAUUUCUUAACCUGGAAGGCUACAGGUUCUGAAUCAAGAUCUCUAUGCUCUUUAGUAUGCAAGUGGAACUAUAGCGCUGGUCCUGAUGGUAACAAUAAAUGGGACGAAGAAUUCUUUGAACAAAUUCACUUAAAAGAUCUUAAAAAAGAUAAUUGGAGGAAAAUAGGUAAUGAUGUGAGGACUCCGGGCCAUCGGGUUGACCAAGGACUGUCGGCAAAAGCUGCUACUGAAUUGGGACUCCUAAAACGAACAGCUGUGGGAACAUCGCUUAUUGAUGCACAUGCUGGAGGGCUUGGUAUGAUAGGCUGUUAUGUACCUGAUGUAUCCCCUAAAUUACAAAGUAGAUUAGCAUUAAUUUGUGGCACAUCAACUUGCCAUAUGAUAGUUAGUGAGAAGAAACUUUUUGUUAGUGGCGUCUGGGGGCCAUAUUUCAGUGCCAUGGUUCCAGGAAUGUGGUUGAAUGAAGGAGGGCAAAGUGCAACUGGAAAAUUAGUCGACCAUAUAAUUGAUACCCAUCCCGCAACACCAGGGAUUUUGAAAAGCUUAAGUGGCAAUAAACACAUACAGCAAUAUUUGUCUGAAUUAUUGCAAACGAUAGCUGAUCAAAAAAAUUUGGAAAAUGUUUCAUACUUAACAAAAGAUAUUCAUAUAUGGCCUGACUUUCACGGAAAUCGAUCCCCUUUAGCUGAUCCGGCUCUGAAAGGGAUGAUUUCAGGACUCUCUCUAUCCGUUGAUCAUGAAAACUUGGCACUAUUAUACUUGGCAACGAUACAAGCUUUAACGUAUGGUACGAAGUAUAUUUUGGAAACGUUAGAAGCUGCCGGCCACAAAAUAGAGACUUUACUAGUUUGCGGUGGUCUAAGCCAAAAUCCACUAUUUAUCCAAAUACAGGCGGAUGUAUUAGGUUUACCUGUACUGUGCCCUAUAGAAAAGGAAUCAGUACUGAUAGGAGCUGCGAUUCUUGGAUCUUAUGCAGCUGGGAGGUUCAAUACAGUAUAUGACGCUACACAAACAAUGGGAGGAUCUGCAAAUAUUGUUAAACCUAAAAACGAAUGCUACAAGUAUCAUCUUCAAAAAUAUCUAGUAUUUCGGAGAAUGGUACAAGAUCAAAAAGAUUACAGAGAGAUUAUGAGCAAAGAAUUUUUAUAACUAUACCAUUACAAGCGCUGUAUCUGUAAUUAUUAACGCUAUAUUAACAGACGUGAAUAAAUAAAAAAAUAUAUUGAACAAUUAUAGAGCAAUCUCAUAGAAUCUCGUAAAUAAUAAAUAAUGCGGAGCAGUGCGCUACUUCUUACACAUUUUUUAUCUAAUUAAAUAUAUUUUGUGUACACGAUUAUUGAAACAUAUUUUAGUUACCUACUUUACAUUUUAUCCUUGUUUGUUAUAAAUAAAGAUAUGCAUAAAAAUA